Cydia splendana is the source of this 3035-nucleotide messenger RNA. It is a transcript of the gene Traf4, whose product is annotated as TNF receptor-associated factor 4. Lineage: Eukaryota; Metazoa; Arthropoda; Insecta; Lepidoptera; Tortricidae. Bases 348 to 1736 code for a protein of 462 amino acids. Gene Ontology annotation, biological process: regulation of apoptotic process; protein K63-linked ubiquitination; tumor necrosis factor-mediated signaling pathway. The record is from RefSeq and is a predicted model, not a curated record. The transcript has 7 exons. Gene Ontology annotation, molecular function: zinc ion binding; protein binding.
UGUAACUAUCCGAGGUGUCAUAAAAACGCUAGAAAUGCGAAAGCGAAUUCCUUAUUAGCUCUGAACUUUACCGUACCAAUUAAACUCAGGCUAAACGCGAACGCAUAUCAAUAAACAAAAGACUGCACGAGUGCACGGCUUGCACCGACGCACACACGCGCACUUACACCCUACACAAUGACGUAAGUGCUUCUAUGAUGCAGUGGACAUACGGCCUGUCGGACGCGGCGCGCCCCUCCAGUCGGGUCGCAACUUGCAGGCUGUUGUAGUAUCCGGCAUUCGGCCGCCGACCCCCGCGCCGGGCGAACGUGACGCGUUGUGAAGUGCAGUGUUCAUGGACAGCCAACAUGGUGCGUUCUCUGUCUCAGUGGACGAAGACCCUCAGCUUCCCAGCGAGGUUGUCUCCCAACCGCACCUCCAAGGAGAGUGUGGUCAACGUGCAGCCGGGCUCCCCCGGAGUGUCCCCGACUCCGAGCGCCUCCUCGCUCCCCCAAGGAUCCGAUAAAACAGUUUCCCCUAUCCCCAUCACGGAGAUCAGCCAAAUCAUAUACCCGGAUCCGGAGUCGGAGAAGGCGAUCAUGGGGUCCGUGGUGUACUGCAUCCACCAUAAGGAGGGAUGCCAGUGGUCCGACGAGCUUCGCAAACUCAAGGCGCACCUGAACACUUGCAAGCAUGAUGCGGUGCUCUGCGCGGCGCAGUGCGGUGCCAUGAUACCGCGGGUGCUGAUGCAAGAUCACCUCCGGUACACCUGCCCUCGCAGACGGGCUAACUGCGAUCAUUGCGGGAAGGAAUUCUCCGGGAGCGCUCUUGAGGAACAUCAAGGCAACUGCGGCCACGAGCCGGUAUACUGCGAGAACAAGUGCGGUGCCAAAGUGCAGCGCCGACACACGCAGCAGCACAUCCAGCAGCACUGCAGCAAGCGGCUCGUGCCUUGCAGGCAUUGCGGGCAGCGGUACACACAGGAUACAGUAUCAGCGCACGGCGCGACCUGCGCGCGGGCGCCGGUGCCGUGCCCGCAGUGCUCGGCGGCGGCCACGAGGGAUGAACUCGAAACACAUCUUAGAGAUCAUUGCUCGGCCGCUGGUGCUUGCGCGUUUAGAGACGCCGGCUGUCGGUUUAAGGGCACCCGGCAGGCCCUGGAGCGGCACUCGGAGGAGUCGUGCCAGCAGCACCUGGCGCUGGUGUCGGCGCUGGCGGCGCGGCAGGCGCGCGCGCUGGAGACGCUGCGCGCGGCCGUGGCGCGCCUCGCCGUCAACUGCUCCGGCGCGCUCGUGUGGCGCGUCGCCGACUGGGCCGCCAAGAUGGCCGAGGCCAAGUGCAAGGACGGCGUGGAGCUCGUGUCGCCGGCGUUUUAUACGAGCCAGUACGGAUAUAAGUUACAGGCGUCUCUCUUCCUAAACGGCAACGGUGCAGGCGAGGCCACCCAUAUGUCGGUCUACAUCAAGAUCCUACCAGGAGAGUACGACGCCCUGCUCCGCUGGCCCUUCGCUCACACCGUCUCUUUCACUCUCUUCGACCAGAGCGCCUCGCCAGACAGAGCCUGCAAUAUCGUGGAAUCCUUCGUACCCGACCCCACGUGGAAGAACUUCCAAAGACCGUCGAAAGAGCCGGACGCGCUUGGAUUUGGGUUCCCGAGGUUCGUGUCGCAUGAGAUGCUGAAGAAGAGGAGUUUUGUGAAGGAUGACGUCAUGUUUUUGAGGGUUAAGGUGGAUCCGAGCAAAAUUGUCGCCGUUUAGGUUAAGAUAAAUAAGACCUGUCGAAAAUUUUGAUUAAACCAGUAAUUUGAUCGUUUUGGGAACAAUAAUUUUGUUUAGAAUCAAUGAUUUUGCUAUUAUGAACGAAUUAUUACCUAAUUUUGUUUUCGGUUAAUAAGUUUUGGGAACUUUUAGUAGGAUAUCUGACAUUAUAAUUAUUGAAAAUUAAAGAAUACCGCACAAAAUUAAAUUAGUCAUCGUUAUUUAGUAUUAAAAUAUUUAAAAGUCAUAGAUUUAAUGUAAAUAUUAAUUAAGUUUAUAUUAUAAUUAGGUUAUUUAUGUGAAUAUUUGUAAAUAUCGUAGGGUAGAAGCACAUUUGAUGCAUUGUUAUCCUUUCACUAAAGAUCUCUUGAAUUUUAUAGCCGCCAGACGGACGUAACGAACUGAGCUGUUUCAAAGAAAAUUGAACCUUAUUCAUAUACGUAAAUAGUUUAAAUCGCUUUGAAAAAUUAAUGCAAUUCGGAUGUUAUACGUGCCAUAAGAAAGGACACACGUUUUUAUAGGACACUGCAAAAAUAGUGUGUUGUCAAAUAAGCUUCGUUUAGGCGUUUUUGUAAGCCUUGAAACUAAUUAAAGGCUUUUUGAAAAACGCCGACGACCCCUGACCCACAGAUUAAUAAAAAUUGUCUUUGAAACGUGACAAGUUCCGUUACCGCGGCAGAUCUUUGUACAUAGAACUCUGUUUUAACAAAAAAUAAUUUAUCCAUAAAAGUUGUGAAAUUUAUUGUAAAUACAACACUAUCGAAGAUCAAAGAUUGUAAAUAUGUUUUUUUCUACUUUUUUAAAAAGUCGCAUUAUCUGUGUGUUAUAAGGCUGGAGAUAGACCAAAGUGAUGACUUUGUCAGAGAGAAAUAAUGGCGCCAAUGAUUUAUGUUUGUCGGUUAAAUAACUUAAAUUAUAGUUAUUUUGGCGUAUUCUUCAAAAAUAUCGCUUAUUGCAAGAAUUGGUUCUUGGCAAACACAAAUUGAAGGCGCUCCAUACAUUUCUUACAGCAAAGUCCAUCAACAUGUAACAGCGACAUGCUGUAUUAUAUGUAUAGGUAUAUUUAGGCAAUUAUCAAUAUCAUUGAUUCCUUUAUCAAAAUCAUUUAAACACAGAAAUGUUUAUUUGAAAAAUGCUUGAGCGUUCAUGAUUAUUAUUGUAUAUAAUUUUCUAAUAAUUGGUAUUUCUCUGAUUGGUGUGUUUUGUUUUUUAAAUUGUUAAAUUGUCAGAUCUCUUGUAAGCUCGCUUUAAACUAAUCUCAUCGGUAAUUAUACAUUCCAAUUAAAACAUAUAAUAAGU